GCUAAUGUGUAAUGUGUAAAGCCGACUGAGCUGUGAGUUCAUGACUCCAGCUCUCAUCCGGUUGAAGAUAAGUAAACUUCUCCUCCUCCCAGUCUGACUCGUACUUUGCUUCCUCGGGAAUUAAAUGGAUGAAUACUGGAACUCCUCAACAUGUGGCUGAUGUUACUAUUCGUUCUCAUCACGAACUCACAGUCAAACGCUCUCCAGGUGAUUGGAGCAAACAGGACUGUGGUGCAMGGARGUACAGUUACAUUACCGUGCAAACUUGUUGACACCAAGGAGSAGCUCUCCCAGAUUUCAUGGCAGAGGACGACCAGAGUUAAACACAAAAACGAUUUCUUGACAGUUCUGGAAAAAGAUGGACCACUGUAUGUCRAUGGACGCGAUGAUCGAUUUAAGUWUAUUGGGAUAUUUAAAGAGCUGAAUGGAUCAAUUCAGAUAUCCAAUGUCUCAUUGCUGGAUGAAGGAGUCUACACAUGCAUCUUCACUUUGUUCCCCAGUGGAAGUUWCGAGACAGAUAUAUAUCUGAACGUGCUCGUGCCUCCCGUCACACAUGUGAAGGAUAACCGUCCCACUUUGGCAGAUGAAGAAGUUUGCAUUGCCACCUGCACGGCUGCUGGUUCCAAGCCUCAGGCAAACGUUAGAUGGUUCACAGGUAGCUUAGCAGAAAACCUGAGGGCAACAACCAACUCAACAAAACAUGACAAUGGUACGACUACCACGGUCAGCUUCCUGUAUGGAGUACCUACCAUGGGCAUCAACCAACAGGUGGUCCAGUGUKUCRUCAMMAGUCCGGCCCUGUCGAAARAGGCAACAAUACCCUUUACUAUACAAGUUUACUUUGCACCAAUGGAAGUGAAAAUUGAUUCGUCACUUGGCUGCAGGUUUGAUUCUCAUUCUUGUUUUCUCUGCCUCAGAGUUGACCCAGCGUGGCCUCAGUCUGGUGUCAGAGUAGAGGGUGCAACGCUGCAGUUUCUGACCGGGAGCUCUGACCUGAAUGGCCUCUACCAGUGUGACGCAUUCAACGAAUAUGGAAGUAGAAGUGUUUACGUAUUUAGAUCUGUGAUUCCAGGAUCCUGCACUGUUUGUUGGAUCUUAUUUUCUCUUCUGAUCAUCCUUGCAGCAGCAGCAGCAGCAGCAUUGGAUGACUCGGAUUGCUCAGGUUACCGACUUUGUUGA
Molecule: messenger RNA, 1179 nt
Organism: Paralichthys olivaceus (Japanese flounder)
Lineage: Eukaryota; Metazoa; Chordata; Actinopteri; Pleuronectiformes; Paralichthyidae
Source: RefSeq, a predicted model, not a curated record